Molecule: messenger RNA, 3021 nt
Organism: Trichoderma breve
Lineage: Eukaryota; Fungi; Ascomycota; Sordariomycetes; Hypocreales; Hypocreaceae
Exons: 1
Coding region: 1-3021 (1006 amino acids)
Source: RefSeq, a predicted model, not a curated record
AUGCUGCCGAGGGACUCCAUCUACUGCGAGGCGGUCUUCUCGCCGCAGGACAUCUACUAUGAGGGGUCCGAGGACGAAGACUACGACGAUGCGGAGGCACGGAGGUUGAGAUAUGAGGCUGCUGGACGACAGUUCCUUGCUGGUAGAGUCCCGAUGCUGCUGUCUGCAACCUUGAAAGGCCCCUUCGACGAGGAAUCCGGCUGGGUGAACCCGUGGCGGUCUAAGAAUCGCACUGCCAAUUCGCAACGUCGACCAGAGUCUCAGCCUGUAGGCUCACAGUAUAGCCUCAGGCGACCUGCGGCUUCUGCGUCUGCUUCUCCGGUUGCCCAGAGGCAAGCGGUCCUGAAAAAUGCCGAGUGUGCUCUUCCUAGUCCGGAAAGUCUCAAGCAGGCACCUUUCACUGAACCACGUUCGCGCUCACGUUGGGGAGAUGAUGAUGAUGCUUCUCUUUCGCCGACCAAGGAUGGCUACGACUCCUGGGCAGCAAGUUCACCAUCACAGAAGCUGAGCAAGAGGAAGUCAAAAUCAUCAAUUGGCGCGGAUAAAACAUCGCCUAAGCGUCGUAGAGUGGCAUCGUCAGAACUCGAAAUCAAAACCCCCACCUCAGCAAGACGGCGGGCUAGAACAACGAGUGCCGGUGAACAACACGCAAAAGCUUGUCUACAAAACACAUCGAUAUAUUCGCAUAUUCGGGAGCUUACUUCGAAAAUUCCAAGGCAGGGCCUAUCCAGCGAAGAUGACGAUACGUUUGACUCCGACGAUGAUGAAUCUCUCAUUACUCGUCCAUCAGCUGAUGCAUCUUUAACAAAUAUGCCGAAUCCAUCCUCUUCCUUGUCGUCUCCAUUUUCCCAGCCCAGCUUGUUGAGGGCCCUAUCUCCCGUUUCCAUGUCCCCAGCGCAAACACCAUCGAAGCAGAGAGUUUCAGCAACUCAAUCGCCCAGCAAAUCACCCAACCGCCCGCGGUCUUCGAGUGGUUUAUCUUGUUUAUCAGAAGCUCCGACAAAUCUAUCUGACUUCUCAGAUCUAGAAAUGCUAGGCGCGGAGAGUCAUGCUGAUGAAGAAGCUCAUAUUGACGACGACGACACCACUGCACCAGAGUCUCACUCACCAGAGGAAGAACGUUCGCCACUUGAGUUCAACGAAUGGGCGAGUGCCAGCACUCAAUCGCUUCCGCGGGCAACUACCCCAACCGGCCCCGACCUUGAUGAGCCUACAUUGCCUUCAGAUGAUGCAAGCACAGCUCAUAAUCCCGAGGAUAGUUUUAUGGAUGGUCUAGAAGCAAACUACAAAGCCCCCGAUGGAUUCAUCACGCGCUUCGGUGCUACAACACCUACACGAAUAGCGCAUCCAAUUAUAUAUGACGAUGCUGACGGAUCCGAUGACUUGUCUCCUGACUCUAGUAUUACAGCUCUAUCAAACGCACAACAGCCCGCUAGUCGGAGUGAAGCAGCCAAUGUUUCCAAAGAGUCGUCCAACAACGGUAGUCCUACAAAGACAAAUAGCCCUCCUAAAUCAUCCGCUCUCCAGUCUUUGAGCCCUCGAAAUGGUAGAAUCAACUCGCGGCCUGCUUCCAACAAGAUUGCUCGACCUUAUCAUUCAUCGCCGCUCAAAUCGCCCACAGCUAUAAACAAAACGAUCUACUUUCAAAAGGAAGAUAGCCAGCAAUCGAAGGAAAAUGUCGAGUCAAAAGAGGCCAAAGAGAAUCCAUUACCACAAGUCAUAAAGACCAAUAUUCCGAUGUCGCAGCCCAGCCUGAGUGCCAUUGCUCCCGAUUUAACUUGCAAACCCGAUCAUUCAAAAGUGGACAAAUCUCAAGAAGAGCCCAUGGCUCGCGACACUGCAGCCCUUUCAACAGCUUCUCUUUCCAGUCAACUACCGAUUGAAAGCGCCUCGCCCACAGAGAUGGAUAACACAGCCCACCCCAAUGUGCUACCUAACUCACUGGAGUUGGCAGAGCCAAGUCUUGCCCAAGAUGAGGUCUCCGCAGAGACGCAACCUUUACCUCUCACAGAGGGGGAUGCAGGUCUAGACAUGUCUGAGGCGCAUACAUCAGAAAAGGCAGCCGAUCCGGAGUUGACAGCCACCUUGGCAGAUGAUCAUGGCCAGACAACUAUACAGGAGCAAGAGAAUCCAACCCUCACACCUACCAAAGCCGGUGAAAGUUUUGCUGUGCCACCACAAAGUGUCAUUACAGAGCAGCCAUCAAGUGAGGAUUUGCCUCUGCCAACUGAACCCGUGUCAGAGAGACCAGCCACACCAGAGCCGCGGUUCGCCUUUACGUCCUUUUCGUCAUUCAUGUCGCCAUCUCCCGUCCUUCGCCGGCAGACACGCUUUUUUACAGAUGGGACCUACAACAGCGUCGCCUCUACAUCACAUGGUAUCCUCGUAUCCAGCAAGAACAGGGCGUGGAGAAGCACAACAGCAAAGAAGCGAGUUUCCUGGGCCCCCUUACCGCAUGAAGAGACAGAUAGCUCUGGCGAAAAUAUUUCGUCAGAGACGGACACGUCAUCAUCCUUGUCACGAGGCAGGGACCGAGCAGUUUCACCACCUCCACCGCCAUCUACAAGCCUCGCUUCUGAUUCGCUCACCGAGAGAGACAUGAAAUUCAGUCACCACUUUGCUGCCGUAGCUGAUCGUUCAAAGGGCACACAACCGCAGAGCGUACCAACCGCAUCAGGCCAUGGAUCCUGCAGCCCCGACCGGCAAGCCCCUGUUACUGCAGUACAAAUCGCCAGCCCGACCAAAGUCAAUGGCCCCUCCAAAUUGAAUCUGCAAAGAGGGAAGAAGGUGACCAGCAGCGGAUGGGAUGACGACAACGACCCCACCGAUAUUGUGCAGGACAUAUUCAACGAGAUGGACGACUUUUUGCAGGUCUGGGAUGUCGACGCUGAGCUUGACGAGGCCCGGAAAGCAGAAAAGCGGGCUACUACCGGUAAGAAGAAGAAGGAUGAAGCCCUCUCCGACAUGGACACGGAUAUGGGUAUGGGUAUGGAUAUGGACAUUGCUGCACAAUUCUUCUGA